Messenger RNA from Callorhinchus milii (elephant shark), 1497 nucleotides. RefSeq names its product mitochondrial calcium uniporter (gene mcu). Gene Ontology annotation, molecular function: calcium channel activity; uniporter activity. Gene Ontology annotation, biological process: calcium import into the mitochondrion; mitochondrial calcium ion homeostasis. Gene Ontology annotation, cellular component: mitochondrial inner membrane; uniplex complex. The record is from RefSeq and is marked provisional. Lineage: Eukaryota; Metazoa; Chordata; Chondrichthyes; Chimaeriformes; Callorhinchidae.
ACAGACUCCCGGGGCUGUCUCCCUGCUCAGCCAUGGCGACCGCGGCAAGGACGCUGCUCGCCUCCGUGAUCAACAGCACCAGGACAGGGGCUCUGACGGCGGCUGGAGUCGGGGCAGGGAGCGGCUUCCCGGGGCUGGGGAUCGGCAGGCACCGGCAGAGGACGGUAUGCCCGAGGUUAUCUGCGUGGCAUAGCCACCGGGUGAUGUACUGCUCCAGUACGGUUGUGCCCUCUAAUGAUGUGAAUGUUAUUUACCAGAAUGGGUUACCCGUGGUUUCUGUCAGCCUUCCAUCGCGACAGGAGCGUUGCCAGUUCACCCUCAAGCCAAUGUCCGACUCUGUGGGAGUUUUCCUUAAGCAACUGCAGGCAGAGGAUAAAGGGAUCGACAGGGUCGCCAUCUACUCCCCAGAUGGAAAUCGAAUAGCUGCAUCAACAGCAAUUGAUAUUCUACUUCUAGAUGAUUUCAAAUUAUUGAUCAACGAUACAACGUACUAUGUCCAGCCACCAAAGAGAGAAAAUCUGAGUCAUGAAGAUGCACAAACUAUGAAUGACAUUAAAGUCCUUGUACAGCAACUGUUUACCACCUUACGAAUUGAGGAGCACCAGCUGCUGAAAGAGAAGGAGCUGAACGGUCGGUUGGAAGAGCUCAAAGCUCAGAUUGAGCCAUUUGAAAAAAUUAAGAUGGAUUUAGCAAGGAAAGCAGAGAAGAGGACUACUUGGGUCCUGUGGGGUGGCAUGGCUUACAUGGCUACCCAAUUUGGAAUUUUGGCUCGACUCACUUGGUGGGAAUAUUCCUGGGAUAUAAUGGAGCCUGUCACCUACUUCAUUACUUAUGGCAGUGCCAUGGCGAUGUAUGCGUACUUUGUGCUAACACGCCAGGAGUACAUUUACCCAGAUGCCAGAGACAGACAAUACUUACACUUCUUCCACAAAGGAGCCAAAAAGACACAAUUUGAUGUGGAGAAAUACAAUCAGCUCACGGAUGCAAUUGUUCAGGCCGAAUUGGACUUAAAGCGUCUCCGGGAUCCGCUCCAGCUCCAGCUUCCCAUCCGGGCAAUCGAUAAAUAGUGAGAAGCAAUGAGGGUGCCCCCCCCCCCACGUCAACGCUUCCGCUCCCACCUACAAAUCCAAAUGGAACGUUUGGAGACACAGAGAUUGGGGCACUUUUACCUUAUUCAAACCAAUGUGGGUUUUAAAGGUCCGAUGAAGGGAAAGGGAUUAGGAAUUAUGUCAAAGUAAGUCAGGUGCCUUGCAGACGUCAAUACAUGGACAGGAACGUUGCUGCCUUUCCAACUGACGGCAUGCCAGGCAGAACAGAUGCACGUUUCUUCUGUUUUUUUAAAAACUUUAUUUACAUGCUUUAUUUUACUGUUUUAUCCUGUGUGUGCGCAGACUUUAAGAACUGUCACCUGACAUUGGAAUUGAAGUUUAAAAAUGGUGUCAUUUAUGAAAUAUGUAUAAAAGAGCAAUGUAAUUCUGACAAUAAAUAGCUAUCCUU